Molecule: messenger RNA, 426 nt
Organism: Suhomyces tanzawaensis NRRL Y-17324
Lineage: Eukaryota; Fungi; Ascomycota; Pichiomycetes; Serinales; Debaryomycetaceae
Exons: 1
Coding region: 1-426 (141 amino acids)
Source: RefSeq, a predicted model, not a curated record
AUGGCCAGCGAGGCUAGGGAGGCUAGGGAGGCUAGGGAGUUUAGGGACAGAAUGAGGUGGUUGCUGAGGGUGCAACUGCCAGAUUUAGCUGGCGGCAUCAGUGGCUGGGUCUGGACGAGUUCCGGUGGGGGUGCUGAUCACAUGGCUAGAUCUGACAAGCCAUGCUCGGUCAUGCUGGCGAACAUCCGGUGCAGCACAGGCAGGCACAAGAACCCCUCCCUUGCUAUCAUGUGCAGCGAAGAUGGUAAUGCCAGAUCCGGCAGUAGUGACGUACGGGCCCCACACCGCGCCCGGCAUGGCACCCGUCUUGUUGGGAUGUUUUCCGGUCACAUGAUCGGACAUGAGUAUGCCACAAGAGGCCCACAGACGGGUGGUGGGGUUGAUUGGAACGGCUACGGGGCUACGGCUGGGCUGUAUUACAGAUGA